This is a messenger RNA of Penicillium manginii, 978 nucleotides long. RefSeq names its product flavin adenine dinucleotide pyrophosphatase. The coding region runs from base 1 to 978 and encodes 325 amino acids. The transcript is spliced from 3 exons. Lineage: Eukaryota; Fungi; Ascomycota; Eurotiomycetes; Eurotiales; Aspergillaceae. The record is from RefSeq and is a predicted model, not a curated record.
AUGCUGAACCGCUUAAAUCUACUGAAACAGCACCUCCCGUCCUUCAGUCCUUCUCGUCCGACCUCGCUGGCUUCGCCUGCAACUCCGCUCGCUAUGACAUCAGCCGCCCUGAAUUUCACCAAGCCCAUCCACACCGCGGCUGCCCUCAUCAUCGGCGAUGAGGUGCUCGGUGGAAAGACAAUUGAUACCAAUUCCCCCUACCUGGCCAAGUUUUGUUUCGGUCUCGGCAUUCAACUGAAGAGGGUAGAGGUCAUUCCCGACGAUGAGGAGGAUAUCAUGGAGGCAGUCCGCCGCAUGAGUGCCCGCUACGACUUUGUCGUCACUAGUGGAGGCAUUGGUCCAACACACGAUGAUAUAACUUACUCAGCGAUCGCCAAGGCCUUCAAUCUGAAGUUGCAAUUACACCAGGCCGCCUUUGAGCGCAUGAAGAGGCUCUCCAAGCCGCAUCCCAUGCAGCCCAACUUCGACUGGGACACCCCAUCCCCAGGCCUGACAGCUAAGCUGCGCAUGGUGGAGAUGCCAUUUGACGAGAACAUUCCCGCCGAGAACCAAGCCCUCUUCGUCUCGGAGGACCUAUGGGUCCCCAUCUCCGUCGUCAACGGCAACGUACAUAUCCUCCCCGGCGUCCCGCGCCUCUUUGAGCGGCUACUCGACCAGCUGAAGCCGCACCUUAUCCACCGUCUAUCUGAUCCAGAAGGCAAGGGCACUCACCGAUUCCUCUUCAGCACACCUUUGCCCGAGAGUGCGGUUGCGCCGUAUUUGACCGAGCUGGCUGCCAAGGUUGAGCCUAAUGGUAUCAAGGUCGGUAGUUACCCGCGCUGGGGAAAGAAGCGCAACACGGUUACGCUGGUCGGUGCGAAUAAGGAGUAUCUCGAGUCGUUGGUUGCUGAGGUUGAGGCUGCUGUACAGGGUAAGCGUGUUUCGAAGGAGGAUGAGUUGGAUCCUGUUGAUGAGGAGGAUCGUGUUUAUAGCCAGUAG